AUGUCUACAACAAUAGUAACAGUUAUGAGACAGCACAUCAAUCUUGCCUAUUAUAGGCUUACUCAACAAGAAGAUUAUGAUCUUCAAGUUGCAACAUCAUUGUCUUCUGAACAAAUAUUCUCAAAGGCUGAUGAUACUAUCCAGGCUAAAUGUAUACAUCUUUCUGAAAAAAGCGUACAG
Molecule: messenger RNA, 180 nt
Organism: Racocetra persica
Lineage: Eukaryota; Fungi; Glomeromycota; Glomeromycetes; Diversisporales; Gigasporaceae
Source: the annotation of a GenBank genome assembly